This is a messenger RNA of Anastrepha obliqua, 1095 nucleotides long. Its product is annotated as globin CTT-VIIB-7-like. The transcript has 3 exons. The coding region runs from base 269 to 724 and encodes 151 amino acids. Gene Ontology annotation, molecular function: heme binding; oxygen binding. The record is from RefSeq and is a predicted model, not a curated record. Lineage: Eukaryota; Metazoa; Arthropoda; Insecta; Diptera; Tephritidae.
CUGUUGUGGCAAACAGUUUCCAACUAUAAUUUAUGUAGAGCGGACGCAAUCUGCCACUACUAUUAGUGAUUGUUUGUAAUUAAAUUUUAAAGUUUAAGUUCCUGGGAGUCGCGGUCAGUGAGUUUCAGUGUAGACGACUGAUUAGUGACCCAACAACACAACAACAUUAGCGAGUAUCUAUAUAAGCAGCAACAGUCUCUUUCAGGCACUUGGAUUCUCACAUACAAAUUUGAAGACUUACAAAAAAAUUUACUAAAAUUAACUUACAAUGAGCUUCUCUGCAGAAGAAGUCGCUGAUAUCCAGAAAAGCUGGGAGUUGCCAAAAGCUAAUCUAACGGACUCAGGUGCGGCCAUACUUGUUAAAUACGUCACGAAGUAUCCCGAGAACCUGCCACAUUUUCCAUUCAAAGAUGUACCCGUUGCUGAUUUGAGCAGCAACGAACGCUUCCGUUCGCACGUCACCAAAAUCAUGACCGUCUUCGACAACUCCAUUAAUGCGCUCGGCUCUGACGAGGUGAAAGUCACUCAAAUUUGGGAGGAUCUAGCCAAGACUCAUAUCAAACGCCAUAUACCUGAGAAAUCCUAUUUGGAGUUGAAAGAUACCAUUGUUGAGGUUUUGAGCGAAGCAGCGAAAUUAACUGAUGCACAGAAGGUUGCUUGGAAUAAAAUGUUGGAUCACGUCUAUGCAAUUUUGUUUAAGAAAUUGGCGGAAUUGGGAGCUUGAGCGGUGGCAAGAAAAGGCGAGCGGUAGUCAGACAGUGUAGAUGCAGAGUAGACGAUAAAAGUGUGCAAAACUCUUAUUUUUCUUGUAUCAAAUAUUUCGUAGGUAAGACAGGCUAGAUAAAGUUAAAAAUAAAAAUUAAUAAAAGUUUGGUUAAAAAAUGUAUCUUAAUUGAUGAUGAAAUGCAAUAAGCUUUAAAGUUUAUGCACAUGUUUCAUGCCAGAGUUGAAGGCCCUCGCUCUUUACUAUUCUAGAAAAUAAUCGAAAAAUGCAUUUAUAACAGCUGAGCUUAAGAUUGCUUGCUAUUAGUUUGUAAUUUUAAAAAUACAUAUUUAUGUACAAAAAAAAAUAUAUAUUAGCAAUAAAAACUAUAA